ACUUAUAGCAAGCAACCACCGCAUUCCACAGUAUUUCGUGUUCCCGACUUUUAGAGAAGCUGAAAGUUUUUAGUUGGAUCAACGACUGAUAUUUUUCGGCCUUUUGCUGUUAGUAUAGAAAUGCCUCGACCGGUGACAGCAGAAACUCGGAAUGAGAAAGAGAUGAUAGAGAGCGCUAAAAAACAGUUUGCGUUUGCUACCGAUCCUGUGGAAAAACUAAAGCUCUUGUGUCUUCAGCGUGGUUCGAGUGGGAUUCUUGGACUUGGCAGAGUUUUCCGGCGGAUGGAUGACAAUGGAAAUGGUGAUCUUUCCAAAGACGAGUUUAUCAAGGGACUUAAUGACACUGGUCUCGGAGAAUCAUUUCCACCAGAAGAAAUAGAGGAAUUGUUCAGCAGGUUUGAUGCGGAUAGUUCCGGUAAAAUCGUUUUCAAUGAAUUUCUGCGGGCUAUUAGGCCUAGCAUGUCAAAAGGUCGAAUAGACAUUGUGGAAAAAGCAUUCUCGAAGUUAGAUAAAACAGGAGACGGGAUGAUAAAUGUGCAAGACCUAAAAGGAGUGUAUAAUGUAAGGAACCAUCCAGCAUACUUGAACGGAGAAAUGACGGAGAAACAGCUAUUAACUAAGUUUCUAAGAAAAUUUGAAGAGGAAGGAGAUAUAAACGGAGUGGUGACAAAAGAAGAGUUCUUUGACUAUUACAAUGGCGUUAGUGCUUCUAUAGACGAAGACGCCUAUUUUGAUCUGAUGAUGCGAAACUGUUGGAAACUGUAAAAGAGAAAACACAAAUCUCCAUCUUACUUUUUCACCCACAGAUAUCCUCAUCGUACUUUUUUCCCUACAAAAGAAUUUCGUCUUUUUCUUUUAACGAUAAUUCCAUCUUUUUUUACUCCUAUUUUCACAAUAAUCACAUCCAAAAUUUUCUCUCUUUCUUUCUUUGUCGUAAAUAUAAUCCCUCUUUUUCCGUCCACAAUAAUCUUAAACUUCUACCAUUUUCCUCAAUAAGUAACUUGUUACAUUUUUCAUGCUAGAUAAAGUUGAUUGCUGCUAGCUAAUUUCGAUGUGUUGUUGUUUUGCCACUAUUUAAUAUCCUCGUUCAUUUGGCGUUUAUCGUUGCCACUUUUCUUUUACGCAUAAUUUUGUCACUUGGUAUUAAACAUAAGCACGAGUAUUAGAAAUGUUUAUCAACAUGUUCUUCAAGACGUGAAGAUUACCUUUAAACCUGUAGAUAAUUUUAUAGGUUUCUGGUAAAUAGAACCUAUAUAUACGUAGUAAUUAUUUUGAAGUACAGAUUAUUAAAAAAAAAAUUUCCUUUCUGUGACGUUUAGUUUUCUUGACAAUGAAAUGGACAUAUUAGAAUAAAUACCUUGUUAUUGUGAUUGGUGUAUGCAGAUAUAUGUGUAGCUAGUUGCAUUUCAACAAUAAAGAUACGAAUGGCCUCGAA
Limulus polyphemus (Atlantic horseshoe crab) is the source of this 1435-nucleotide messenger RNA. RefSeq names its product calcyphosin-like protein. The record is from RefSeq and is a predicted model, not a curated record. The transcript has 5 exons. Gene Ontology annotation, molecular function: calcium ion binding. Bases 121 to 765 code for a protein of 214 amino acids. Lineage: Eukaryota; Metazoa; Arthropoda; Merostomata; Xiphosura; Limulidae.